AUGGAUCGCGAAGUGCCCUCCAGUGGCAAAGUUCAAAUAUCGUCUGACUCAAAUCGCUGUCGUCUGGCUAUUAAAUCGCUUUAUGUUGAUUUAGGAUGGAGCAAUUUGUUCGGUGUUCCAUCCAAGAGAUUCUCAGCAUUCUUCUAUAUGUCCAUAUUUCAAAAGAAUCAAGUUUCUUCCGAGAAGUGGCAUUUAUGGUCCAGGUUUCCGAGAAUAUUUACUGUCAAUAAUGAAGAUCUAUUUCUAAUAAAUAACGAAGCGAAAAGGAUAUUGGCAGCUUUCUAUUUGGGUCAGAUGAUUCAAAUUUUGACGAUCCAACAUUUUUGCCUGAUAAUGAAGAUGUUUCCGAUUAAGAAAAGUCAAGAAAUGAGUAAUUCUAUCAAUAACUUGUUAGAAAAUGAACUUGUUGAUAUGCUUAUUUGUGAAGAUGAAAAUGUGUUUUUAAAUGAUGAAGAAGGAAAUAUAAUACCUACUGGGGGAGAAAUUCAGUGGAAAGUAGAUAAUUAUGCACCAAAAGUUAAAACCUACCCAAUAGAUAAAAAAGCUGAUGCCCAGUUCAACCAAUUAGAAAGUAUUUAUGUUGGAAGAAAUGAGACGAUGGGGACAGGAGAUGGAUUUAUCGGAUGUAUAUCGAAAGUGCAGUUCGAGGAUCAUUUUCCUCUAAGGAGAGCAUUUCAAGAAGGGAGACGAGGAAACCUUUACCUGCAUCCAGAAACGGUUAGAGAAGACAACUGCGGUAUCGAACCGGUCACUUAUCCCCCCGAGAGAAGCGAAACGCGUCCUCCACCCACUCUUCCUCCGGGAGUGUUUUUAGAAGCCGUGCGGGCGGAAAGUGAAGACGCUGCAAUAUUAGGAGGUGUUCUAGUCAUCAUAUUCCUUGCUCUGAUUCUAAUGGCGAUAUUAAUAGGCCGUUACAUGUCUCGACACAAAGGUGAAUAUAGGACUCACGAAGAUACGGGAGCCAAGGAUGCUCCCGACGCGGACACGGCAGUGAUCCAGAGUAAGACGGGACACGGCGUACCGAAGAAGAAAGAAUGGUUCAUCUGAAUUGCCUUAUUUCUCGACGGAGCUCUCGGAGGAGAGUUAUUUUUAUUUCGGUCCGAGAUUGAGACGGGAGCGUUUAUAAAUACUUGACAAAAAAAAAAUUAAUGCCGAUAGGAAAAGAGGGGUGCCGUUUUCCGAGCGAAUGACGGAAAAUUGCCACGUGGCUUUGGUCUCAAUGAAAUUGUUAAUCGCGAUCCCUGAUGUAUUUUACGAAAUCGAUAUUUGUAGCGAAACCGUUUAACCGGGAGAACUGUGAUGACUGAACUAUCGACUGGGAGAGUAAAUGACGUCAUGUACGUCGUUUACGUUCAAGUGCUCGGG
Molecule: messenger RNA, 1365 nt
Organism: Centruroides sculpturatus (bark scorpion)
Lineage: Eukaryota; Metazoa; Arthropoda; Arachnida; Scorpiones; Buthidae
Product: neurexin-4-like
Exons: 6
Coding region: 1-1047 (348 amino acids)
Source: RefSeq, a predicted model, not a curated record